AUGGCAGAAGCAAAUACAUUUGCAAUCGUCAAAUUUAUAGAUGAAGAUGAUGCUCUAGACAUUAUUCUUUCAUGGCUGGCGGCUGAUUACGCUACAUGUUACUAUCCAGAGUCUAAAACUGACCAAAUGAGAGAACGCCUCAUUAAGGAUGACGUGAGUCCACAGAACAAAGCAUACAAGUGGGUAAUCUGCAAAGUGCAUGUUAUUGUGAGUAUCUACUCUUUUGUAUAGUAAUACAAUAAACCUGCUAGUCAUUUUCUUCUAGUUUAUUUGUCCUACAGUAUACGUCUUUUGUGUGUGUGUGUGUGUGUGUGUGUGUGUGUAUAUAUAUAUUUAAUAUGUAUUUUCUUUGUCUUUGUGUGUUUCCAGCUACAUUUGCUUUGGCCAGAAGUAAUCUUAAAAAAGCAGAAGAAACCUCAGGCUUGGACCCUGAACCUGACCUCAAGAAGAAAAUACCUCGAAGGAAAAUCAAGAAAGCAACUGUAUUGCUUCCUGGAGAAAAGGCUGGUGAUGAAGGAUCUGACAUAGCAGAAACAGAAAUACAAAACCGUGUAACAAGGUGUCCAUCCGUACAACAACGAUCAUCUGUGCUACCACCUUUCCCUCAGCCUGAGUCCUUUCAUGUACCAGUUGCUGCAUCUUCUCCUUUAUUCUCACAUUUACCUUUUCCUUCCUCAGCAAUUUUUUCUAAUGUUCCAUAUGUUUCUUCACCAACUAACUUCCCCCAAUCAGCCUGUAGCGGUUAGCACCAGGCGACCCUACAAAUAUACUGUUUUUACCUGCAUUCCUGUAUCUGCUGUAUUUUCUAUGUAUUAAAAAGAAUUGUAUUCCUCUGGUUGUUCGAUAGUUUCAUUCCCUUAGUUUAUUCGAAUGAAACUACCGAACAACCAGACCUCCCCUGUGUGAAGUGUGUCCUCAAUUACCCAUUGCAACAUUGUUGCGAAUGGGUAAUUGAAUAGUAAGUAGCCGUCCUUUGUUCUCGGGGGUGGCCGCCAUUCGACAAACGAACACGCGGCAGCGGCCAUUUUAAAACUCCCGAACAGCGGUGUUUUGCCGUCGAGUGUCUGGAACUAAAAUCGGACACUCGAGUAGGCGAACACCGCUGAGACCUCCACAGCCCUGGUCCGUUCGGUUCCAAACUACCGAACGGCCCCUCGUUCGGUAGAUAGAAAAUACCGAACGAGGGGAUUCAGGCGAACCCUCCCUAGCCUCUAUAGCUAGAGGCUUUCGUGUAUUUUGUUCCCUUAUGCCAGGACCGACCGCAGGGCCCAUUCGCAUGGAACCUUAUUCGGCUAUCUCAGUUAGUGCGGUCGGUCAUUUUAUUCCCUCCAUACAUUUCCCGAACCCCUGGUCUGAUCUGGGUGAUUUUUGGAUAUGUUGUUCACCCAGAUCAGGGGUAUCCGGGGAUGUAGGAUUUAAAGAGGUACCCCUACGUUUAGGGGUACAUCCAGAAACGGGGGGAAUUGGUGUGCUGGAUAAGGGGAUUAUGAUGCUAGCUGAGGGGAGGAGAUGGGUGGGAGGUUACCAGGACAGGAUUGGCUACUGUAAUUACUGUAAAUCCCUCCCUUGCAUGGGAGCAUGCUUUAUAAGGAGACUGUGAUUAAAGGCUUGUGAGUUAUGCUCCUGAAACUGUGUGUCGUCCAGUUAUUGGGAUUGCUGUUGGGAUAUUGCUGUAUUUUACCUGCUGUAAACCUUGCCUGUGGAUUUACUAUUUACUUGUUCCUGAGUCCCACUUGGAUUAUAAGCGGAGAUACCCUGGGUAAUAUUGCAUCUCCGCUACACAGCCCAGCUUGUUUCAGUUACACAUUGCCCCUCUAAUAAUGCACCUCUUACACACACUUUAACAGAUAUUUCUAAAUCCUGCUUUACACCUUUCCAACAUGAGUCGUCUGUUACAAAAUCUCUGCAUUCUUCAAAAACCUCUUACACUCAAAGUCCUCCAACUAUAAUUCCUUUCGAUUCUGCUGCAUCUAGUAGAGCUACACACCAUUCUUCCAUUCAAGAAGACUUGCAGCACAUUUCCCAUUAUUCAGGUUUGUAUAACAGAUAUUUUUUCUUCUAUUUUUGUUAGCAAUGUAUAUUUUUUUUAUUGUGUUCAUGUUUUAUUAAGUAUUUUACAUAAAUUAUAUUGUCUGCUUCAUUUCCACACUGCUUGCAAAAGACCAUGUACUCUUCAUUUGGUCCCAAUAUGCUUGCUGUACAUUGUUUUACCUUGAUCUAAGGCUAAACCUAAAAAAAACCUCUUAGAUUAAUCUUAAGCCUUCACCAACAAUUUUGUGUUGAAGAAGUAGAAAUUUGAGGUAGUUUGCAUAAUUUGUAUGCUGAAUAAAAAGAGGAAACCAUAGUUUAGUUGUCACUUUCUGACAUGGUCAAAUGAAGAGUGCUCAAUAAUUACAACAGGGCAUUUAAAGUUGCUCUCGGUAAUAUGUCUGAAUCUUACUGAUUCCUUUCUUUUUUAUUUUUAGCUCCUGCAAGAGAGAAUAGAAAAUUGGCAGCUGUUCUGCAGUGGAUGGCAGACAUAACUGGAAGACUUGAAAAAAUAGAGGAAAGAUUGGAAGCCAUAGCACAAAUACAUGUACCUAUAGCAGAAGAAGAUGACACAUCAAUUUUUAGUCUUCUGGCCCUGAAGUCUUUGGACUACUUUGGACUAAAUUGGUAG
This is a messenger RNA of Pelobates cultripes (western spadefoot toad), 2659 nucleotides long. The record is from the annotation of a GenBank genome assembly. Lineage: Eukaryota; Metazoa; Chordata; Amphibia; Anura; Pelobatidae.